AUGUCAUCGAACAAAAGACAUCAGCCGUGUGGAGCAGACAACAGAAAAAAGAAGAACAAAAAAGAGAAUAAUGAUGAACAAGAACAACAUGCUACGUCUAGAGAAGAUAAAGUAGAUGAGAAUAUGAAUGUUGUGAAUGAGGAAGAGGUGAAAGAAAAAGAUGAUGAGGAUAAGAAUGGAAGUGAAAAGAGUGGUAAUCUCGAGGAGCCUUGUGGAUACAUAGAUAUGUAUGAUCUUGGAAAUUGGGACAACAUAAAAAAAGGAUGGACUGAGUGGAGAGAUUUUAUGGUUGUACAAGGUCCUGCGAAAAGAUUGCCAAUAGAUUACAACUUUCCCAAGGAUGGUGUUAAGAGACAUUUCUCUCAUUUGCAUUAUACAAGACAAUUGGGUGAUGGGAAAAAACAAGAUCGGCGUUGGCUACUUUAUUCAAAGAAAAUAAACAAAAUCUUUUGUUUCUGCUGCAAAUUGUUCAGUAAGAGUGACAGUAGUCAAUUGGCAUCUGUGGGGUUCAGCAAUUGGAGAAAUGUAUUGAAAAUGCUUAAAGAACAUGAAUCUGGUCGUGAACAUAUAUUAUUUAUGAAGCAGUGGGCAGAACUAGAUCUCAGGCUGCAAAAGAAUCAAACCAUUGACAAAUAUGCUCAAGAUGAAAUCAACAAAGAGAAAAUCCAUUGGAGACAAGUGCUGCUUAGGAUAAUUUCUGUAGUGAAAACUCUUGCUAAACAAAAUUUAGCAUUUCGUGGAAGCAACAAAAAGAUUGGAGAAGAAGGUUGUGGGACUUUCUUAAGCUUUAUCGAGAUGAUUGCUGAUUUUGAUCCUGUGAUGAUCGAACAUCUUAGGAGAUUUAAAGAACGUGAAUCUCGUACUCAUUAUCUCAGUGGCAGAAUUCAGAAUGAGUUAAUAGCUUUGUUGGGCAAUGAGAUCAAAGGUAUGAUCAUCAAGAAAAUUCAAAUUGAUGAUACAUAUGGAGAAAGGCUUUUUCGUGAGCUGCAAGAUGUCUUGGUUGCUUUUGAUUUGAAAAUUGAUGAUGUGAGAGGACAAGAUCGUGUAGAUGGUCUAACAUUUAAGUCUUUGUUGAAUACUCGUUGGGAGAGCCAUUUUCUUAUUUUCAAAAAUAUAGAGAUUCAGGUUUUGAGAAAGCAAAUUCAGAGGCUAAAAUACUUGCAGAGUCUAUGGAGAUUGAGGCUGUGUUCCCCAAGCAAGGAAAGCGGACUCAAGUUCAAGGAUGAACCUGACAUAGACUUUGAAGAUUGGGAGGAUGAUAAGGGAUUUUGGAGCAGGGUGUUGAAGCAGAACAGGAAGAUCAGCUUAUUGAGUAUAAGGACUGAGCAUCUUCAAGUCUGUAACAAGUGGACGUAUGUGGACAGGGUGAGGCUAGUGUAUCUCUGUAUUAUCCAAGGAUACCUCAUAGCUAAGGAUGAUAGAGUUUCUAUCCCUCUAGAAUACAUCCGCUUGGUGAUGGAUUUUGGUAAGAUGAGGAUGUUUCCUUGGGGUCUUCACGCGUAUGAUGAGCUGAUUGAUUCAAUACGCAAAGCAACCAAAGAUCUACAUCUGAAGAACAGUUACGUGUUGGAUGGAUUCUCCAUUGCAUUUCAGAUAUGGGUUAUGGACGCAAUCCCCGACAUUGGUACUAUGGUGGAUCAAAAGUUCAACAAAAACAUUACCAAAGUGUGA
Brassica oleracea var. oleracea is the source of this 1671-nucleotide messenger RNA. RefSeq lists its product as uncharacterized. Lineage: Eukaryota; Viridiplantae; Streptophyta; Magnoliopsida; Brassicales; Brassicaceae. The record is from RefSeq and is a predicted model, not a curated record. The coding region runs from base 1 to 1671 and encodes 556 amino acids. The transcript is spliced from 6 exons.